AUGCGAGCCCUCGCAAGACCGUGGCUUAAAUGCCGGCGGCUCACUUCUCUCCCCAACCAUGCCACCAUCCCGCAGCGUCGUCACCUCCAUCUGGCGCCCCCGUUCCUCCUCGACGACUACAUCCCGAGAUACAUGACCCUUUCCUCGGUCGACUCGGCGAAGAAGCGGUCUCGCGCCUAUGCCCAUUUGAGUAACUGCAACCUCUGCCCGCGAUUGUGCGGGGUUAACCGGUAUGAGAAGACGGGAAUGUGCCUUAUUGGUGACAAGGCCAAGGUCAAUGUGAUUGCGCCACACUUUGGUGAAGAACCUUGCAUCCAGGGCCACAAUGGAAGUGGCGCCGUCUUCUUCUCUGGGUGUAACCUCCGUUGCGUCUUCUGUCAGAACCACGACAUUUCGCAUCAACGCAACGGCAUGGAUCUUACCCCCGAGGAGCUAGGCGAGUGGUACAUCAAGCUUCAGGAAGUGGGAAAGGUGCACAACAUCAAUCUCAUCACUCCGGAACAUGUGGUACCCCAAGUCGUGCUCAGCAUCCUGCACGCUGCGGAGCUGGGUCUGCGCUUGCCCAUCAUCUACAACACGUCGAGCUUCGAUUCGGCGGAAUCUCUCCAGCUGCUGGACGGUCUAGUCGAUAUCUACCUUCCUGAUUUCAAGGUGUGGGAGCCAAGCACUUCAAAGAGGCUACUUAAGGCAGAUGAUUACGCUGCCACAGCAAGGGAGAGCAUCAGGGAGAUGCACAAGCAAGUUGGUGAUCUGUGCUUUACCCCAGACGGAAUAGCCAAGAAAGGCGUCCUUGUUCGGCACCUCGUUAUGCCGGGUAAGGAAUCAGAAGCGGAAAAGAUCAUGCAGUUUCUCGCCACCGACAUCUCCAAGGAUAUGUUUGUCAACAUUAUGGAGCAGUACCACCCCGAUGCCCACGUUGGCAAGGCGAAACGAACUAGAAGGGGAGGAGGGGAAGGGAGCACCGCAGAGGGAGUGGAAUCGGGAACACAGGACGACGUCCGCUAUGCCGAAAUCAAUCGCGCCGCGACGGAGUCGGAGAUAUCUUCCGCACGCAGGGCAGCAGAGCAGGCUGGGCUUUGGCGUUUUUGCGACCCUCCAGGCCAUGAAGGUUUCAACAUUUGA
Messenger RNA from Scedosporium apiospermum, 1122 nucleotides. RefSeq lists its product as uncharacterized. Bases 1 to 1122 code for a protein of 373 amino acids. The record is from RefSeq and is a predicted model, not a curated record. Gene Ontology annotation, molecular function: catalytic activity; iron-sulfur cluster binding. Lineage: Eukaryota; Fungi; Ascomycota; Sordariomycetes; Microascales; Microascaceae. The transcript is spliced from 2 exons.